Molecule: messenger RNA, 447 nt
Organism: Exserohilum turcica Et28A
Lineage: Eukaryota; Fungi; Ascomycota; Dothideomycetes; Pleosporales; Pleosporaceae
Exons: 3
Coding region: 1-447 (148 amino acids)
Biological process (GO): protein polyubiquitination; proteasome-mediated ubiquitin-dependent protein catabolic process
Cellular component (GO): nucleus
Molecular function (GO): ubiquitin conjugating enzyme activity
Source: RefSeq, a predicted model, not a curated record
AUGUUCGCGGCCAAGCGAUUAGGCAAGAUGCACGAGAAGCUGCCACCGGGCAUAACGCUUGUCAAAGCCGACGACUUUGAAACCUGGCUCAUGGACAUUCAAGUCAUGGACGCAAACCCCAUCUACCAAGGCGAAACCUACCGGCUGAAGUUCGGUUUCAGUCCGCAGUAUCCUAUCGAGGCACCCGAAGUUGUAUUCGUCCGCGAUGAAACCCACCCGAUACCCUGGCACCCGCAUAUCUACUCCAAUGGCAUCAUCUGCCUCGAUCUACUAGACCGCUCUGGCUGGUCCCCCGUACACAAUGUGGAGAGCGUGUGUGUGAGUGUGCAGAGCAUGCUCACCAGCAACACUAAGAAGGAGAGACCGCAAGGAGAUGAGAACUUUGUGAGGUACAACACGCAAAGGCCAAGGGACAUUAGCUUUGUGUUUCACGACGAAAAGGUCUAA